Molecule: messenger RNA, 2585 nt
Organism: Condylostylus longicornis
Lineage: Eukaryota; Metazoa; Arthropoda; Insecta; Diptera; Dolichopodidae
Product: thiamine transporter 1
Exons: 9
Coding region: 1077-2558 (493 amino acids)
Biological process (GO): vitamin transport; transmembrane transport
Cellular component (GO): plasma membrane
Molecular function (GO): vitamin transmembrane transporter activity
Source: RefSeq, a predicted model, not a curated record
UCAAGGUAGUUGAUAAAUUGUUGUCAGUCGUUCGUUCCAUACAGAUAAAACAAAAAAAAAAAAAAAAUAAAUGAAAAUUUAAAAAAAAAAAAUUUAGCGAAGAAUAAGAAAAGAAAAGAAAAUAAAAACUCGUUGAUUUGUUCAAUCGUACUCAAAUAAAAGUUGAUAAGCGAAAAAAAAAAUUAAAGUGAACGUGUUAUAAACGCAUUUUAUUAAAUAUUAAGCGGGGAAAAAAAUGUAGAAAAUUACAUGACAAAUUAUUUAAUUAUAUAAAAAUAAUUUUGUAUUCUGAGCCUUUUAAAAUAUCAACAACAGUAUAAUCAAAUAAACAAAAAAUACGUCAUGAUUUAUGAAUGAAAUAAGAAUUUAUGAAAUUUAUUUUUAACAAAAAAGAAAAAAAUUACCAAAAAUAAAACAUCUUAUAAAUGUCAUCCUGCUUUAGAAAAUAUUUUAUUUUGUACAAGAAAUUAUUGGUAACUGGGGCAACAUAUGACGUCUUUUGUAAAACAAAAAUAUCGCCUGUACAAAUCGUUUUUGGGCUGGUCCCUUUCUAGCGACACAUCGAAUACAUAAAGUACAAAAAAAAAAACAUUUAUGAAUAAACAAAGAUUAACAAUUGAAAUCGAAAGAAAAAAAAGAGAAAAAAGCAAUAGAAUUGGAGAAAAGAGCAACAAAUCAUACAAGGAGUAUAGAAAAAAUAAGGAUUGGGACGACAAAGCGAAAACAGAAAAAGGAUUUUUUUUUUGUUCUUUUUUUUUUAUUCACCACCUAUUUUUCUUUUGAUAUUUUGUUACUCCAUAUUGGCUUUUAAAUAAUAAAAAAGAAUCUCGAUCCGCAUAAGCGGAAAUUUUUUGUAACAAAUAUUUAUAAAGAAAAACAAAUUUAAGAACGAAAAAAGUACAAAAUUCAAAAGACAAAAAAAAAGGGAAUUGCAACAAAAAAGCGCAAAAACGGCAAACACAAAAAUUUCAGCAAUAAAAUAAAAAGGUCAUACAAAUAAACAAGUAUAGUGGAGACGACAACCCUAAACAAAAUAAAAAAUAAAACAAAAUAACAAGGAGUAUAGGAUUUUUAAAAUGCAGGAUUGGUUAAAAAUAUCUUUAAUAUUAUGUUCAUAUGGAUUUUUACGUGAAAUGAGACCAUCCGAACCAUUUGUUACUGAAUUUUUAGCUGGUGAAUGGAGAAAUAUAACAGAAGAGCAAGUUAAUCGUGAUAUAUAUCCACUUGGGACAUAUUCUUAUUUAGCUCAACUUGUAAUCGUUUUCCUUGUAACAGAUAUUUUAAGGUAUAAACCAAUUAUAGUGUUGUCAGCAUGUGUUGGAAUUGUAUUAUGGGCUCUUUCACUAUGGACAUACGAUAUGUUAGGAUUACAGAUUAUACAAAUUUGUUAUGGUACAUUUAUGUCAGCUGAAGUUGCAUAUUAUACAUAUAUAUAUGCAAAAGUAAAACAAGAAAAAUAUCAAGAAGUAACUGGACAUACAAGAGCAGCAUUUUUAAUUGGAAGAUUUUUAGCAAGUGUUUUAGCACAAAUUUUAAUAUCAUAUAAUUUAAUGGAUGUACGUGAAUUAAAUUAUAUAACAUUUGGAAGUCAAAUCAUGUCAUUAUUUUUGGCAUUAAUGCUGCCAGCAGUCAAAACUAGCAUAUAUUUUUAUUCAGAUAAAAUUAUUAAUGACAACGAUAAUAACAUUCAUAACAUAGAGAAUAGUAGUACUACAACAGUAUACAAACAAAAUGGAGAAAAUAAUAUUUUACCUGAAGUUAUACAAAAUAAACAGAAUGAGAUCGUAAAAUUUUCAUGGAAAAAGGCAACAAAAUUAUUAUGGCAACAUGCUUAUACAGCCUAUACAAAUCGAACUGUUAUACAAUGGAGCAUUUGGUGGUCUUUAGCAAUGUGUGGAUAUUUACAGGUCGCCUCCUACGUUCAACUUCUUUGGAAGGAUAUUAUUGAUACAAAUUCAAUAACCAACAUUAAUAAUAAUAAUGGUCAUAAUAAUAGUUAUAAUAUUGUUGAUAACAAUAAUAUAACAAUCAUUAUAAGUCAUAAUAUAAAUUCAACAUAUUCAUAUAAUGGUGCCGUGGAAGCUGUUUUAACAUUAUUAGGUGCGGUUGGUACAUUUAUUGCUGGUAUUUUUAAUAGUGAACAUUAUCAAAAAUGGGAUCUAUGGUUAUUGGCAUUAUGUUCACUUUUUGAAGGCGGUUUUUUAAUAUUAGCUGCAAAAACUAACAGUAUUUGGGUUGCGUACGUGAUGUACGUGCUCUUUGGUGUUGUAUACUUUUUUAUGAUAACAAUUGCAAGUGCAACAGUUGCUAAAAAUUUGGCUGAAGAUAGUUUUGGAUUAAUUUUCGGUAUCAACACAUUAUUGGCACUUGCAAUACAAUCAAUUUUUACACUCAUUGUUAUAUCUGAUAAAGGUUUUAGUUUAGAUUGCCGAGGACAAUUUAUGUCUUUUGGUAUAUAUUUUAUUAUUUUAACUAUUUUAUAUAUUAUUAUUGGAGGAUUUGAUGAAAUAAGAUUAAGAAGAGAAAAAAAAACAUCAUACCAAACGAAUAAUUUAUGAAUGUUAAUUUGAAAAAUUCAUUCUUAA